Molecule: messenger RNA, 204 nt
Organism: Ambispora gerdemannii
Lineage: Eukaryota; Fungi; Glomeromycota; Glomeromycetes; Archaeosporales; Ambisporaceae
Source: the annotation of a GenBank genome assembly
AUGUACAAAGAAACCUCGUCAAAUGAAUGGAAAGAAGCAGCCAAUACACUUGGUGCGAAUGCGAAGUUCGAGAUAAAGAAGUAUAAAUGUUCUGGAAUGAUAAUGGAGAGGAAUUGGGAAACAAGAAAAGCUGACAAGGAUUUUGAAGGCUUACAAGAAACAUCGAUUUCAACUCUCGGUCUCAUAUAUAUUACUUUUUGGUAA